GUUUAACAGUUAAUUAUAUCCAGGAACUUUUUACUCUCAGCCAGUUACAAGCGAUGAAACCAUUGGAAGAAAAAAUCUUCUUGAACGUUGGGGGUCUCCGGUAUGAGACCUAUGCCAGCACCCUCCAGGUGUUCCCUGGCACUAAGCUAUGCCGCCUGACGGAGCCCCAGGCAGCCGCCACCUUUGACUAUGACCCGGACACCAAGGAGUUCUUCUUUGACAGAAGUUCCUACCUCUUUGAGGAGGUGCUCAACUACUACAGGACCAAAGAGCUUCACUGCUCUGACUUGAUCUGCAAGUCAGUCCUGGAUGAGGAGCUGGCCUACUGGGAGCUUGGCGAUACCCCCCUGGCACCCUGCUGCUGGCAGAAAUUGACCAUCGCUGAGGGGCAAAAGGAAGAGUAUGGCAUCCCGGAGGAAAACCAAGAGGCCGCUGGGCUCCUGGAGCAGGCGGGAAGGAACCAGAGUGCCUGGAGGGGCCGAUGGCAGAGCAGAAUCUGGACCACAUUUGAGAAACCCUUCUCCAGUUUAAGCGCAAAGGUCUUGGCUGCUGUGUGUCUCCUCUUCAAUAUAGGGAUAUGCUGCCUUUUUAUUGCCAAAACCUUUGAAGACGCCCCUUAUUUUCCUGUUUACAUCCUGGGAAACCAGAUCAAUCUUAUUUCAGUCCUACACACUGUGGCUGACUAUGUCCUUUACUUGGAACUUUUUUGUGUCCUUUGGUUCAUGCUUGAAUUUUUUUUGCGACUCAUUUCUUGCCCAAAUAAGAAGAAAUUCCUCCAAAGCCCACUGAAUGUGGCCGAUUUUCUCUCCCUCUUCCCCAUUUGCAUUGAAGUUUCCUUCUAUGGGCAUCCCACAAUCCAUCAGCAAUUUUUAUUUUGGUUGGAUUUUUUGCGUGCCCCAUAUUACUUCAAACUCUUGAAGGUUCUCAAGCUGGUGGAGACCCCUGUGAUGCUGAGAGUGCUAUCUUAUACCUCCAGGGCUGCCAUCAGAGAGAUCCUCGUCCUCCUCAUGAUUUUAGUCUUUGAAAUCCUUUUCUUUGGUUCUCUCUGUUAUUUUGUAGACAUAAUUGAAGAUAAUGCAUAUACACAAUUUGCUGACAUCGGCUCAGCUUUCUGGUGGGCAGUGGUCACCUUGACUACUGUAGGUUAUGGAGAUGUUGUACCCAACUCUCUAGUUGGUAAAAUGUUUGGAGCCUGCACAGCACUAUGUGGUGUACUAACCAUUAUCAUCCCGAUUCCCUUCUUCUGUAUCAAAUUCCAAGGUUAUUAUGAUGCUAUCAUGAUCAAAGAGAAGAGAAAGAAUAAAAAAAAAAACCUACUCACCUUAGCAUCAUGAUGGAUGGGCAGGAUGCUUCCAAUGUUUCAUCGGAAAAAGACAUGUACUUCCAAACAGUUCCUGCUGUCCUGCAUCGUGUGUCUUCUCCUGCCUGAAUGAUUAAUGGUUUCAUAAAGCCACUCUCAUUCUGCUCCCGGAACUUCUCCACAAUGGACAUGAUCAUUCCCAUGAAAGUCUUAUUUUCAAAAU
Messenger RNA from Protobothrops mucrosquamatus (brown spotted pit viper), 1523 nucleotides. Its product is annotated as potassium voltage-gated channel subfamily C member 3-like. Lineage: Eukaryota; Metazoa; Chordata; Lepidosauria; Squamata; Viperidae. Gene Ontology annotation, molecular function: delayed rectifier potassium channel activity; protein binding. The transcript has 3 exons. Gene Ontology annotation, cellular component: axon; voltage-gated potassium channel complex; dendrite membrane. The coding region runs from base 54 to 1334 and encodes 426 amino acids. The record is from RefSeq and is a predicted model, not a curated record. Gene Ontology annotation, biological process: potassium ion transmembrane transport; protein homooligomerization.